AUGAAAACCAUCCUAAUUUUGUUUAUCUUAGUCACUAUCAUAAAUUCAAUUCCAUUGAUAUGUUCAGAUGCUGUGACUAUGGCAGAUUGCAAGGAUAUAAUAAAUGGAAUGUAAUAUUGAUUUAUUUAUUUUUAAAAGUCAUGAAUGCAUUUGGUAUGAAAAUACGUGUUAAUUGAAAUCCUGCUAAAAUUCUUAAAUUCCUUGUGAUGGAUUAGCUUACAAUGGUGAACUCUGUGCUACUAGUAGUUAAGGGUGCAAAUCAAUCAAAUCUUGCUCAGAAAUUGACAAUUAACAAUCAUGCUCAUAAGUCAAACCAUAUGGAGUAGAAUGCCAUUGGGAAGAAUCAUGCAUAGUUAAGAAAUGUUCUCACAAUUCAAAAUCAAAUUGCAGAUAAACUAAUGGGGUGAAAUGCAUCUAUUAAGAUCAAUAAUGUUCAUCAAUUAAACAAUGCUCUGAUAUUAUUGAAAAAUCAAACUGUUUGAGAUCUUCAAUUCAAGAAAUAAAUUGCAUUUGGAUGGACAAUCAAUGUGUUACAGAAACCUGUAAUCUUAUCCGAACCAAAGUAUUUAUUUAAUAUUAUAAAAUUAGGAAAAUUGUUUCAAUACUAGGAGGAAUUCAGAAAAAUGUUUCUUCACUCAAAUUAAAGGUGGAGAUAAUUAGUGUUUGAGUUGUUCCUAGUUAACCGAAUAAUGCAACUGUAAUCAAUAUAGCAUUUUUGGUUGUAAUUGGGUUAAUAACUCUUGUCAGGAAUUUAAAUUACAACUUGCAUGUAGUACUGAGGAUGAGAAAUAAUGUCUGAGUGAUAAAUAAUGCGUUUGGUAUAAACCUAUGAAUAAGUGUCUUACUAUUGAGAAUGCUUCAUUAAAUGACAGAGCCUGCGAUAUUUAUGUAUUUGGUUCCAUUUUACACGUUUGGAUACUCAUUGUUCUAAUAGUUUUUUGGUGA
Paramecium octaurelia is the source of this 945-nucleotide messenger RNA. The record is from the annotation of a GenBank genome assembly. Lineage: Eukaryota; Ciliophora; Oligohymenophorea; Peniculida; Parameciidae.